Messenger RNA from Paramecium sonneborni, 5690 nucleotides. NCBI's taxonomy places the organism in Eukaryota, Ciliophora, Oligohymenophorea, Peniculida, Parameciidae. The record is from the annotation of a GenBank genome assembly.
AUGAUAAGCGCUUAUCGAUUUAAUUAUGAACAUUUGCCAAAAGAAGUAAAGCUGAAUACUUUUGAUGCUGAAAGAGGCCUUAUUUAUAAUGAGAUCAUUCGCUUAUUAAAAGAUUUUGAAAUGAGGUAAAAUGAAUUCGUAAUAUUAGUUCUUCAAAGCAUUGGUUUCCUAUUAUGAAUUUGCUUUAAAGAUUCAAAUAAAUUUACUCCUUUUUGAAUGAAGAAAGACAGGAGCUUGCAGAAUUGAUUCUAUCAAAGUUGGGAGGAUUGAAAUCUUGCGUAGGACUUCAGAAUGGAUUUAGCUUAGUUUGCACCAUUAUUUAAAAUAAGCAAAAAUAUUUGUCUUUAAAAGUUGAUUGGAGAUAUUGGCAUUAAUAUUUAUAAGAUAAGUUUAUGACAAAUAAAGAUAAGACUAUAACAAGUUAAACAUUCAGCACUCAAUUAUUUAUGUAAUUUUGUUAAUUUCUUAAAACUGUAAAAUAUUAUUUUGAUGCUGAUGUUGUUUAAUUUGCAUUUUUAAAAUUUCGCGAAUAUUUAGGCUACCAAGAUAAAUAAGUAGCAUGGGCUUAUUUGAUGUUGUUUGUGCCUUUUAGAAAUGACAUUCCAUAAGAUUCUUAUAAAGAUCUUAUAAAAUAUUUAAUGGAUCCUUUAUUAAUUUUUGUGGAAAAAGACAAUUGUAGAUUAAAAUUUAUUUUAAAUUAUUUAAGAGUUUAUCCAUAAUAAAUGAAUCUAAUGCCAUAAAUGAUGAGAUUUUUUAAUGGUUAUUGGCGUAAUGAUUUAGGUUAAGAUGAUAAAAGUAAUAGUAUAUAAAAUAUUUUAAGAUGAAAAAUUGGUUGCUAUGUUAUUACCAGAUGAUACAUUGGGAGUACCAAGUUUAUUUAAAAUAAUGCCAUAAUUAUUAGUUGAAUUAAUUGGUAAUUCAAAGAGAGAGGGAUAUUAAGAUUAUAUGUUAACAAUGAGGAGAUUGUUUUCUUUGGUUGAUUCAAUUACUUCAGUUUAUUCUUAAUAAACGAUGGAUGAUUAAAUAUUUAAACUAUUAAAAUUGAUGGUGGGCAAUUUCAUCUAAAAAUAUAGAAGAGAUUAACUUUUGUUAAGGAUUUAUGAGAUGUAACAAAAUAAAUAUUAUGAUGAAACUGUUUCAGAAUCAUUGAUGUAGGAAUUAAUUGAUUAAUUUAAUGAUGUCCAUAUUCAAGAUUUUAUUGAAAGUGAUAAAUACAUUCUUGAAUUACUCUUUAUAAAUCCAGAUUAAGGAUAUUCAAGCUUUUAAAUAAAUUAUCCAAAUUAAAGAAAUAUAUCAAAAAUUCAUGCUACAAAAAUAAAUAUUGAUUAAUUACUACCAUUUUUAUUGGAUGAAUAAGCGAAAUAAGACUUUAUAGAGAUAGUAAUGGAUGUAUUAGAUAAAGUGAUUUACAUGGAAGAUUAAGGAUAUUCAACAGCAAAAACGAUAUUAUAUUUAUCUUGUUUUGAACCAAAAUUAAUUGAUUUCUUUUUAAAUAAAAUGAAAUAAGCUAUUAAUGAUGUAACAGCCUUGUAAUUUGUUACAAUAAAGAGUAUUCUAAUAUUUAUGGCUAUUCCAAUUUUAUAAGGAAAAUGGUAUUUAUUAUAGUAACUGUAAAUUUUAGUCCUUAUUCAGUUCAUCAUCUUUAGGAAUUUAUGGAUUUGACAUACAAAUUGUUUGAAGUCUAAGGAGUAAGCGAGAAUAUAGAUUCAUUAGAGUUUUACUGUAAAAUAUUUAUGAAUGUUCCCAUCUAUACUCCUGAAGAAUAUCUAGAAUUGUAUGGUGAAGAAAAUGAAUUGUGUAGAUAUUUAAGUGAUUUUGUAUCAGAAGUAUUUAAUUUGGUUAUUAAAAACUUUAACUUGGUAAAGUACAAAGAUGUAGAUUAUGGAUUUGUAUUGCCAAAUCUUAUAAAUAUAUUUUGGCCAUACAUAGCAAAUUCAUCUCCAAAAAUGUUAGAUUGUAUAGUGGAUAAAAUUAAAUAGCAUUUAGAAAAUCUUGAGACAUAAGAUUUAAGUGCAAUGGGAGAUUUGAUUGAUUGUAUUUUAUACAGAGAUCCAAGAUUAUUGGAAUAUAUAAUUGAAAUUUGUAUGGAAAAGCUUCUUAAAUAGAGAUAAUCUCCACUUAAGAAACACUAUUUGAGUUUUAUAGUUCAUUUAUCAAAGCAUUAAGAUUAUAUUUUAUAAUUUGAACCUACAGCUGGUAAUAAAUUAUCAAAACUAUUAUGGUUGACACUACUUGAGAAAUCACUUACAUAUGCAGGUAAAGCUACAUAAUAACAUGAUAAAAAAAUAUAAGCUAUUGUAAUUAAUUAUUUAAUGGAUGAAGAAGAUGAAGUAUUUACAAAAGUUAGUGAUAUAAUCCAUUCAGUUAUAAUAACAAAUCAAAUUAUUAAAACUAAUAAUUUAUCAUGGUAAAAUAAAAGUUCUUAAUUUUUUAAAAAAGAUUUCGAUAAAAAAACUUUAUAUUAACCACAAGAUUUAGUUGUUGAAUGGAUUUUACCAACUCGAUAGGAUUGGGAAUAUAUUUUUGAUUGGAAUAGAAUGUUUAUGUUUGGUGUGAUUGAAGAAUUCGAGAAAACUUAUAUGAAAGAAUAUGAAUUUUAUGAGAUGCCAAGAGAUUUCCCUAAAUUAAUUGAUUUAAUGAUUUUUAGAAAUCCUCCAAUGGAUCCAAAUCUUAAACAAAUUUGUUAUCGAAUAUGGUUUCUUGUUUUUGGAUGUUUUACAGGUUCAUCUCUAUUUACUCCAUUUUAACCAUAAGAUAAAAUAGAAGGUAGCAAAGGACAUAUAAAAUUAUAAAAGAUUCAAUAAGACUAUUUAAAAAAGGUUUGUCCACCUGAAUAUUGGGAUUUAAGAUAAAGAUUAGGAACUUUUGCUAUUAAUUCUAUUUGUUAUGCUAUAAAUACAGGAGUAGCACACGAUAAAGAUAUUAAUGAUCUUUUAGUUACAAUAGCUUCAGAAUGCAUUAGUUCAUAAACUCUUAAUUAAGAAUUAUAAUUAGGUAGAGAAUUUAUGGAGGGUUGUAGAUAAUUAAUGCAAGCCUCUUAAUGUAAAUUAUACUUUGAAAGUAGAAUUUAAUGUGUAAUUGAUAUUAAUACCUAUUUAUAUCAAAGACAUGUUUUUUUAUUGCAUUUAUAAGGCAUCCCUAUUGAAUACAAUUAAAUCUAUAAUUACAUUAUUGUUCUUUACUUAUUAGGCCAUUCUGAGUUUAGCAGUCCAUAAUAUUUGUUACCUUAUUCAGAAUAGACAACUUAUACAUUAACUACAGGAGUCAGAAAUAACUUUUUCGAAUAUUUACUUGGUAUUUUAGAUUACAAUGAUAAAGACAGCAAAUUAAGUAAAAUAAAUCAAUUAAAUGAAAGAAGUAAAGAAUAUAAAUAACUUAUUGAUUUAUUGUAAGGAUUUAAUUCUGCAGUUUAACACAUCUCUUCUGAUAUUGAAAUGAAUAUGUCAAUUUAAAAAUAACUAAAUUAAUUUAUUAGUGUGAUGGAAUAUGUUGACAAUUAAAAAUGCAAGUAUUUAAUUAUGGAAUCAUGUGUUCAUCAUUUAGCAAUUCAAUAUGAUGAAAGCACUGUUGUUUUACAUAAUGAUUAUAAUGAUAGAAUUGAAAUGAUUAAAAAUAGUAUCAAAGCUUUACAAAGUCAAUAUUUCUGGAAAUGUAAGAUAAUCCAUAGUUUGUCUCUACUUAAUAAUAUUAACAUCAUAAAAUAAGUACCAGAUAAUUGUAUCAAUGCUUAUAGAGAUUUAUGUAUUAGUGAUCAUGUUACACUUAAUCAAUUAGGAAGAGCAGGAUUAUUUUACUUUCUGAGAUUGGCUAAACAAAUGAUUUACUAAAAAUAAUAAGUUAACAAUUCUAAAUUUGAAAAGUACCUACCUUUUAAUAAAUUUGUUUAAUAUCGAUAUUUGACUGAAGAAUAAUUAACAAUUAUUGAUAAAUCAUACUAAUCAAUUUUAGAAUUGGAUGAUAUUCUUAAAGCAUAACAACCAAUUUAUAGAUCUAAAAUGCAUGAAAAAUAUAUGUUUACCUAAAAUGAUAUCACUAAAGUAACUAUAAUCAAUGAUAAUAUUACUCCUUUUAUAAAAGAUCUUAGAUAACUCUUCACAGAUAGAUAGUAUAUGAGAUUAUUUAUGGAAAAGAUAUUAAUAGAUAAAGAUGUUGCUCCAACAUCAGAAUUUGAUAUCACAGAUGCUCCCUCUUAAGAAGUUUAAUUUAUGUCAGCUUAAGGCAUUACAAGAUAUGUCUAGAUCUUUUUCACAUAUAUUUAUGGAAAGAAUAGAAAUAGAUAAUCUCCAUUUUCAGCUACCUAAUCCUUUUUCAUGUCAGAUUUCUAUUUUAGAUUAUUUAAAAAAAUGUUUUAAGUUUGUGGUAUAGCUGCAUUCCAUUCUACAAAAGAAAUAAUUGAUGAAUAUAUAGAAUAGUUUGAUCAAAGAGAAAAGUAAAGAUUAGUAAGUUGUUAUUUAACAGCACUUCAUCGAUCUUUAUUAAGCGUAGGGUCCUAUAUUCAAGAUUCAUUUAUUAGGAUUCUUCCAAAUAUUACCUAAGAAAUCUUUUAUGAUUAUCAUUUAGCCUUCUUUUAUAUGUGUAGAGAUUAAGAUUGGCAAUGGAUUUCACCAGUUUAUCAGAAGAUGUUAUAAUGUUGUUAAGAUCUUAUUCCUUAAGGAGGAUUCAAAGGUUUAAGAUAUAUACAAUUAUUAAAAAUUUUAAUUCAAUCAUAAGGACCAAGAAUUAUUACAUUAUAAGAUUAAAUUUUACAAUAAUUUGCUUCCAUUAUAAUCACAUAUCCAUCUAGUGUUUAUGUUGAAGAAUAUACAUGUACUUUAGCUACUGCAUUAUUAUAAACUAUCUUAAUUCCUAUUCCUAUUGAUGCUCCUUAUUCAGAUGAACAUCUUAUUGCAACUACUACAAACUUUUAAAUUUGGUAUAACAAUGAUCUUUAAAUCUUUUUCAAUAACUUUAAUUAAUUUCUUUCUAAUCAUUCAUAAACUGAUAAAAUCAAAUUUUAUUAAGAACUAUCAGCAAGAAUUUUAGAAUUUAUAGCAAUUAGCAAAUUUGAUAAUUAUUCAUGGAAGUUCAUAGUUGAAGCUAUGAAAAUCAUUUUCCAAAAUAAUCAAACUGAAAUUGAUGCUUAAGAAAUCCUAAGAAAAUAUAUCGAAUGUGAUUAUGAUGAAAUUACUGAAUUACUUGAUAUUGCAGAAUAAAUGACCAAAAAUGAAACAUGGAAUAUAAGAAAGCGUGCUAACUUCUUUCUAAGAGAUUGGUAUUUCAAAGCUAAAUUAGAAGGUACCUCUUUAAACCAAAUACCUAAAUAAUUGCUUAAUAUGUUCUAAGACAGCAAUCUUUAAUUAUAAUUCUAAGCUGUAUCUUCACUUGCUGAUUAUUUAAAAUUAUAUACCAAAUAAGAAUUAGAAGAUUUAUUCAAAACUACUUCAGAAAAUAGAGUCUACAUAUUGAUGAGUAUGCUUCUAUCACGUCAAGAUAGAAAUUUUAACUGGACAGAUUAAGCACUUUCUGAAAUAUUUUAAGAAUUAAAAAAUAAAAGGUAUUCAAUUUAUUUUAUUAAAAGAAUUCUCUAAGAAUUUGUAUCUGAAUAUUGGAAAAACAGACAAGAUUGGUAGAGAGUAUUUAAGGAUGAAAUUAGUGAAGAAAAUGUUAGAAAAUUAUAAGAAAUUGUUAAUCCACAUCCUUAUUAUGCCUGA